AUGUCUUAUACAUUUACGCCAAAACAAAAAUUUACUCCCAAAAUGAUUUCCCGGAUAGGAAAAAACAGUGCAGAUAGAUUUAUGAUUUUAGGACAGAGAGAUGAAAUAGUUAGUGGAAAAUCUCGCCAAAAACAGUUUCGCUUCGCCCCAGACGAAGAUGAAGAUCUAAAAGAAUCUCUCAUGAUAAAUGAGCUAAUUAAAAAAGAAGAAAUGGCUCACGAUGUAAGCGAAGACAAUUCGCCAAAGAUCCCUAAAUUAUCUCCAGCUUUUCGAGCACAAACCCGUGUGGUCAAGCAUAAACUCACUCCACCCCUAUCACUACCCUUAAUAUCAAGCUAUCUAGUAUUGAUAAUAAGAAAUAUAAGAUAUUGCAGUAUUUUCGCUCUAAGCGAUUUAAAACCUUUUGUAGCUUGUCUACACUUAUAUUAAUACCUUAUUUUAUAUCCCUACUAUAUACAAAAUUUUUAAAUGGAUAGCAAAUUAGCUCAUAUUUUCAUAUUAAAUUGAAAUAAGAUAUAUCGUGUUUGAUAUGUAAAAUAAGUUAUUUGAGCACAUUAAAUUUGCUAAAAUGUAUUAAUCUUGGGAAAUCGAUUAUAGAUAUUGCAUGCACCUAUGAUACGCAAUUAUGCUUAAUUAUUUAUUUUUUUUUAUCAAAUUUUAAAGCAGAAUACAGUCGGAUUCAUGAUUUAAAACAUGGUAAUUAAGCGAUGUCCACUGGUAGUUUGGGUAUUAGGGGUGGUGGGGAGUGAUAGGGGGUAGGUGGGGUGGGGUGGGUUUAUGUUUGAUGCCCGUGAAGACUAUUAUCGAAAUAUUUCAGGUAAAAAUUGUGCUCCUCCAUGUGGCCAUUAUAACCCGAGCUUUGAAAUUACUCAAAAACAUAUACAAUCUCCAAGACUAAAGAAAACUAAAAUUGAAAUAAGACAAGCGACAACUGCUCAAAAGCAGUUUAGACACAAAAUUAAAAAGGAAAAAAAUUUCAGCAAUAGCCAUUUACAAUCUGCAAUUCCAUUUAAUAAGCAAUUGAAGAGAGGAUCAUUUCAUAAUAUAUCUGUAAAUGAGCAAAGAUUUGUUCAGCAAAAUUUAUCACCAGAAAUUUGUACAAAAUUCAAAAAAGUAACGGUGCCAGAUAUAUCGAAGCAACUUGCAAGGAAAGAGUUUUAUAGAGUUUCUGAUUGUGCACCAGAGUAUAAACCAAAUAAAGAGCCUUUUUUGAAAAAGCUGAUUAAGUCAUUUUCGUUAGAUAAAUCAAUUGGAAGAAAGGAUGAAAACUUGAAGCAUAUUCCAGAUCCUUAUGAUGUCAAUUAUAGUUUAGUAACACAGAGACAGCUUAAUUUGGAUUUUUCUAAACUUUCAGGGAGAGAGAAAUAUUCUAAUUGUCCAUUACCAUCAUUUAUGCAAGGGGUUAAUAGUCGAAUUUCUUUGGAAGCGCCAAGCAAUUUAUUUUCUUCAAGAUAUUCAAAUUGGGAAUUUUAG
This is a messenger RNA of Blepharisma stoltei, 1473 nucleotides long. The record is from the annotation of a GenBank genome assembly. NCBI's taxonomy places the organism in Eukaryota, Ciliophora, Heterotrichea, Heterotrichida, Blepharismidae.